Messenger RNA from Zingiber officinale, 1547 nucleotides. Its product is annotated as SOSS complex subunit B homolog. Gene Ontology annotation, molecular function: DNA binding. Gene Ontology annotation, cellular component: SOSS complex. The coding region runs from base 914 to 1336 and encodes 140 amino acids. Gene Ontology annotation, biological process: mitotic cell cycle checkpoint signaling; double-strand break repair via homologous recombination; response to ionizing radiation. Lineage: Eukaryota; Viridiplantae; Streptophyta; Magnoliopsida; Zingiberales; Zingiberaceae. The record is from RefSeq and is a predicted model, not a curated record. The transcript is spliced from 7 exons.
GAGCAAAUUUCGCAUCGGCCAUCCGGAGGCGCUAACAGAGCCGAAAACCUCAGAUUUGUGUUCUCUCGCCAUCAUCAUCUUUGUUCGGAAGGAUCGAAGCCCUAACUCGCCGAUUUGAUCUCGCGCCGCAUCUAAUCCUUCUCUGCCGCCAACGAUUCUCCUCGCCGAAGCGCCGAUUCAGCGAUUCUCCUCAUCGCGCCUUGCGAUUCUCCCUCUCCCCAAUCCCCACUGAAGCCCUCCUCGCCGCACCUUCCCUCUCUCGCUGCGACGACUGCGGGAGAGCGCAUGGUACGACCGUGAAUUGGGGGUGGCUGUGAGCUCACGUCCAACACACAAAUCAGGCAAAUAGCGCCAAGGACAGAAGGACUUACAGCCGUAAGUUACUGCUGUGGACUGCAGUUGUUGCGAAACCCAUCUAUUUGGUUUUCACAACUGUCGCUGAUGACCGUUCCCUCCAUUGCCUGUUGACAGUCUAUACAUGGAAGAAGUGCACGUUAAGUUUGGAGAGGAAUUAUGCUUCACUGUUGGAGGUUAGCAUAUUCCUUUUGGUGCAUCACCACAGAAUAUCUGGACUGAACUUGGACCUCCUUGUAGAAUCUAUCAGAAGCAAAUAAUUCUACUGUUCAGAUAUCUUUUUCUUGUGUUUUGUUAUUUUGAACUCCUUAGUACUACUUUAUAGGGACUAGUAUUUAGAAAGAUUUUAAUUCUUAACCACUCUGCUGAAUACAUUGUUUAAGUUUUGGUGGAAAGAUAAAAUUGGGGCAUAACUAAUAGUUUUGCCCAGGGCCUUUAAACAACCAGGACCGGCUCUGUCCGUGAGAGCACCGUCCUCUCCACUCUGAAGGUGCGGGAUCCCUCUUUGAAUCACUCUGCAGCAGAGGCCAAAGAAGAGGAGUGGGAUUAUUACAUACACAUGACAAAGAUAAUACAUUUGAAGGACAUAGUUCCUGCAGCAACUAACACUGUCAACGCGCAAUUUAUACUGCUGGAGAAAGGCGGCAUUGCUCGGGAUGGGAAAGAGAUGACUUGCCCGGCAUUAGUAGCUGACGAGACCGCAUCAGUUCACUUCCAAAUGUGGGGAAGUGAGUGCGAGACCUUUGAGCCCGGCGACAUCAUUCGCCUCGCUGAUGGAAUAUUCUCUUACCACAAGAACAAUCUGGUGCUCAGGGCUGGCAAGAGAGGCAAAGCUGAGAAGGUUGGUGAAUUCACCAUGUUGUUUGUGGAGACCCCGAACAUGAGCGAGAUCCGAUGGGCACGCGAUCCUAACAAUCUGAAGAAGUUUGUGCAGGAAGCCAUUGUCUCGCCACACUCGAGGAUCUUUGGACCCUCAAGAUAAUGCCCUCUGAGAUGUUCUCGCUCAAGAAUUCAGAUUGUAUAUUUUGUGUUGUCUUCCAAAGUAGUGGUAAGAAUGGUGGUGGGUUAGAGAACAAACCAGAAAUCUAUAGGCCUGAAAACAUUAUUUAACUUGCAGGGUGAAAAACGCCAAUUCUUGCUUGUAUUAUUGAAAGAACUACUAGACCAUCGGGAAAGAGUGUCAACUUCUCAUA